AUGGAGCCGAUUUUUGAUCAGGUUUGGAGACACGUUGAAGAUGAACAAGUGGGAAUGAUUGGCUUAUAUGGAAUGGGUGGGGUGGGGAAGACCACCCUCCUUACCCAUAUCCAUAACAACUUCAACCGCACUCGUAAUGAUUUCAAUCUUGUGAUCUGGAUUGUGGUAUCCAAGGGCCACAAAAUUGAAGUUAUUCAAGAUAAGAUUGGUGAAAAGAUUGGGCUGUCUAGUGGUGAAUGGAAGCAUAAAGAGCAGCAUGAAAAAGCUAAAGACAUCUUCGGAAUCUUGAACACAAAGAAGUUUGUGUUAUUAAUGGAUGAUUUAUGGGAGCCGGUUAAAUUAACCGAAGUAGGGGUUCUAGCUCCUGACAGUCGGAACAAGUUCAAGAUAGUUUUCACAACUCGCUCUGAGGAGGUAUGUGGUCAGAUGGAUGCCCAGAAGAAGAUUAAGGUGGGGUGUUUGACUUGGGAAAAAGCAUGGAACUUGUUUCAGGAGAAGGUUGGGAAAGAAACACUUCUUCUUCAUCCAGAUAUCCCCGAGCAUGCUGAAAUUGUGGCGAAGGAGUGUGGCGGUUUGCCACUGGCACUCAUCACAGUAGGCAGGGUCAUGGCCUGCAAGAAAACACCCCAAGAGUGGAAGCAUGCAGUUCAAGUCCUGAGAAGAUUUGCCUCUGAGUUUUCAGGAAUGGGAGAUAAGGUAUUCCCUCUUUUAAAAUUCAGUUACGAUAAUUUACCAAGUCAGAAAGUUAAAUCAUGUUUCUUAUACUGUGCUCUGUUUCCGGAAGAUUUUGUCAUACGUAAAGAUGACUUGGUAUAUUUUUGGAUGUGUGAGGAUAUAUUAGAUGAAUAUGGUAAUGUAGAGGAAGCCAAAAAUGAGAGUUAUCAUAUCAUAGGAACUCUUCUUACCUCAUGUUUGUUGGAAGAUGAAGGAGAUUCAGUAAAAAUGCAUGAUGUAAUUCGUGACAUGGCAUUGUGGUUAGCUUGUGACCUUGGGAAAGAAGGUGAGAACAUCCUUGUGGAUACAGGUGUUUAUCAUGCACCAAAUGUUGCAAAAUGGAAGAACGCGAAAAGGGUUUCAUUGAUGGGUAGUAGUGGUAUCAAAUCUCUAGAUGAAACACCAAGAUCUCCCAAUCUGUUGACCUUAUUUCUCAGAGGAAGUUUUUUAAAGAGGAUUGUGGAUGACUACUUUGAUUUCAUGCCUACGCUACGAGUUUUGGAUUUGUCUGAAAAUAUCCUUAUAACUCAACUGCCAUUUGGAGUUUCAAAUCUAGUUUCAUUACAGCAUCUGAACUUGUCCAAAACAGGCAUAAAACGGUUGCCGGUGGAGAUAAUGACAUGUGCAUGCCUAAAGUAUUUGAACUUAGAGCAUACAUUUAAGCUUGAUUAUGUUCCACCAAAUUUAUUAUCAAGUUUCCCGCUGCUUAAAGUUUUAAGAAUACUAGAUUGUGGUUCUUCUAACCGAGUUUUUUUUUACAAUGAGAAAACCAUGAUAGACGAACUGCAGGGUUUGAAACACCUUGACGUCUUGUCUUUGACAGUAGGAGAUACCUCUUGUUUCCUGAAUUUGGACAGCCACCACAUAUUAGUGACUUGCACUCUAACUUUAUGCCUCAAGGGUGAGGAAUAUUACGGGAACCCUUCAAGCUAUCUUGAUUUAUCAGAUGUGGCGAAGGCAAAUAUGAAAUACCUUGAUACCCUUCAAAUUAAACGUAUGGUGGAUCUGUACUCUUGGAAGAAAACACGUCCGGCAAAUCCGAGUUGCUUCCUUGGUCUUCAGUUCGUAGAAGUAGUAGAUUGCACGAAUCUCAAGAACCUGGUCUGGCUCGUUUUUGCUCCAAAUCUCAGCCACUUGCAUGUAUAUGGCUGCUCUAAAAUGACGACAAUACUCGGUAUGGAAAGAAGGGAAACUGCCCCAUUUGCAAAACUCACUGUUUUGCAUUUGAGCAAACUACCCCAGUUGUGGAUAAUAUGUGAAAAUUUCUUGCCCGUUCCAUUUCUGAAGAAAAUCCUUAUAUCUGGAUGUCCAGUGCUCGGUAAGCUGCCUCUCAACUCUAGCAGUGCUCAAACAGAUCUGGGAUUUGAAUCCCCUGUUUUGACCCCGUUCCCUCUCCCUCCCAGCCUGUGCUGGGAUCUGGGGUGGGUCUUGGUGGAUUCAGUUUGUCUGCCCAAUCUAUCGGUUGCCCUGUGGUCUUGUGGUGGUGGCUAGUGCUGCGAGCUCUUUUCGUCUCCAGGGACUGCCCCUCGAUUUUGGUCGUUCUGGGUGGUUUUGUUGGAUCUGUGCUUUUCCUGGAGUGUUCGGGCUUGCUGUGCUCUUUACAGGUUUUUGCAAUGCAUUUUCUCUCCUCCAUGUUGGAGGUUGCGUCGCAUUGUUUGGUCUUAACCACUAUCAUCGGCUCUUUGACUCCACGGAUGUUUCUUCCGUUGUUUAUCUUCGGUGGAACUUAUGGUGUUUGGAAUGCCCUUAAAGUGCAAAUAGCACUUAUCGCUUGGAUUAUGGUAGCGCUACUCCUACUCGGUGUAGCUUGAGUGGCUUGUUCACCACCAUUUUCUGUUGGUUACUGGUUUCCCUUUGGUGGUUGUCGGCUUGCUUUGGUGGGGCGGCUUGUGGCUGUUGGAUUGUGCGGCACAUACCUGUUAUUGGUGUUGGGUUUCCUAAUGUUGUGUUGUAUUUUAUGGUUUGUGGGCUUUUUGCUAUUAUGUGGGCUUAAUGCUUUUAUGUUUUCUUUAUGCAUUUUGUUAGUUUUAUUUGUAGUGGACUCUAUGUCUGUUUAUAUUGCAUUUUGUGUGAACUCAAUUAUUUGAGUUCAAUUUGAUGUAUUCUAGCUUUGACCUUCUAUUUAAUGAAACUCGAUU
Messenger RNA from Prunus mume (Japanese apricot), 2852 nucleotides. The record is from RefSeq and is a predicted model, not a curated record. NCBI's taxonomy places the organism in Eukaryota, Viridiplantae, Streptophyta, Magnoliopsida, Rosales, Rosaceae.